AUGGAGUCUAAGUUACUCCGAGGCACCAUGCCCGACAACCAGCUCGGAGUUCACCCUGACAUCUUCAGAGUCGAUUCCAAGUUCGAGCCCGACUGUCAGCCUGACACCGAGUUCAAGCCUACCUUCCAUAACAAGAAUGAAGACACAACAUAUUCCACCUUCCACCCAGACUCAUACAAGGAUGUCCAGCCAAUAUACGUCAGUACAACAAACUACGUGGGCGGCUUGUACCAAAGCAUCGCCGGUGAGCCGUACCCUAUCUACGAUUCAACCGUAGAUUUCAGAAUGGACUUCUUCGCUCUCAACCACCACACCUACCUCUAUGCAUGUGACGAGGGCACAUACCGCAUCGACAUCCCGUACUCCAACGACGCCGUCUACCUUUGGAUUGGAGCCAAGGCGUACGCCGGAUGGACCGAUGAGAACGCAGAUGCCAAGGCCCGCUAUGAUCAGCCCGAUCACAUUGCAGGCUCUGCUACCUUCGAAUUCACCAUUCCUGCUGGCACUUACGUGCCACUGCGCUUCUUCUAUGGCCAGGCGCAGUACGGCGGCGGCUUCUACUUCAACGUUACGGCCCCGUCUGGUCAGGUUCUCGUCAGCAACGAGGCGACCUCGAGCCCGUACGUUGUUCGGAACUCGUGCGAUGGUGUCAUUGCACCUCCGUACCCGCCAUUUGGUAGCGAAAUCUAA
Messenger RNA from Phaeoacremonium minimum UCRPA7, 690 nucleotides. RefSeq names its product putative conidiospore surface protein. Lineage: Eukaryota; Fungi; Ascomycota; Sordariomycetes; Togniniales; Togniniaceae. Bases 1 to 690 code for a protein of 229 amino acids. The transcript is spliced from 2 exons. The record is from RefSeq and is a predicted model, not a curated record.